Messenger RNA from Suillus fuscotomentosus, 1496 nucleotides. RefSeq lists its product as uncharacterized. Gene Ontology annotation, cellular component: nucleus. The transcript is spliced from 2 exons. NCBI's taxonomy places the organism in Eukaryota, Fungi, Basidiomycota, Agaricomycetes, Boletales, Suillaceae. The record is from RefSeq and is a predicted model, not a curated record. The coding region runs from base 41 to 1297 and encodes 418 amino acids. Gene Ontology annotation, biological process: nuclear protein quality control by the ubiquitin-proteasome system; proteasome localization.
CUUUUGUAACAGUGUCCACCAUUCUUUCAACAACAAAACCAUGGCAAAUCUUGUCCAUCCCCCGCUUGAUUUCUUGCACAACCCAGCCACUCAUCCGCCGUCCUGCUUGGGUUUUGGUUUUGGCCUUUCAGUAAACCCCGGAGCUAGUUGGCAGUCUACAAUGACCAUGGGACAUACGCAGCCUGCUGCAUUCCAGCAAUUAGCCUCUAGCAUGAACCUACCUGCUUCUGUGCAUCGCUCACAGAAGAGAAGACACGAAUUUGACGAUGAAACCGACAGCUCCAGUCGACAUGGCGCCCGGGACGUAGCUAUGGACCGAAGUCCAACACCAGAACGCCCUAAGCGUGGAGCACCUAAGCGAGCAAAGAUCACCUCUGCAAGUAACUCAAAAGAUGACAAAGGCGGAAAAGAAAAUAGUUCAGUGGGCUCAGAUAACGAUGUUGACGUUGGCGUUCUCCUUGCGAGUUUGCCACCGCAAUCACUACUUCCUCUGCUUAAUUCCAUGCUUAGUGCUCAGCCAUCACUUAAAUCUCUUAUACUACCUCUGAUACCCCGUCCGACGCUGGAUACAGCUAUACAAGCUCUGGAGCAAUCAGCUCGAAAACUUCGGGAAGCAUAUCCUUAUUCCAACCCUUCAUCAUUUGCGCUAGGAUCAUCAUCAUCAACUACUUCCUUUGGUUUUGGAUCUGGGAUCACAAACUAUAGAACACCCGCCGGCGGCCUACCAUCUGGCUUCACACGUUUCGGCCAGCAGAGCCCAGCAGGCCCACCUGAUGGUGGCAUGCGAGAAUCAUACAUCUUAUCACGUCUACGACCAGCUAUACAUGAGUUCGUGUCCGCCUCCAUGUCAUAUGUGCCAUAUUUUUCCUAUGCAUCACCUUCAUUGCCGUUGCACGUUGAUUCCGGUGCUUCGUCACAGUCGCUCUCUGCAGCCCUUCAGCUGCAACACAGAGACAGGUCUCAUCCGUCAGAGACUUUUCUCUUCCUUUCAGCCCUCACGAACCAUAUCCUUUCUCAACCACCUCUGACACAAUCAUCUCUCGCCCCUCUGUUACUACCCCGGCUAAUUCAGGAGUGGCGAGCCUGGAUAGAUCGGAUAGAUGAGGUCGUAAAUCAACAAGGGGGGAUGUUCGGAGUGGACACCGUUAGAAGUUGGGAAAAGGGCUUGGAUGAGUUUGCCGAGGCGAAAGGUCCGGAGGGAUGGCAGGACAUGCGAAAGGUGCGAGAUCAGUGGGUAAGCAAAGUCGGCUGGCUGGUGGGAAGGAACGUUCUACACCUAAUGGAGGAGGAACUUUGAUAAUGGAACUCAUUUUUUACUGUUAACGAUCCUGAGCGGAGCUCUCGUUGGAUUAUGGUUUACUGAUAGGUCAUAAGUUUUUUUUUUCUCGUGGCACUCAUUAAGUGUGUAUUUAGUCAUGAUCGAUUCUUAUGCUCGUAGUUUGUAUGACUAUAUGGAAGGUGCACACCUGUUUCAAAUUCGUCAUAUCAUCGCACGU